ACGUAUUUUGUUUGUGUCAAUAAUGACGUGUCAUGGUUUUCAUCCAUUUUUUUCUUUUAUUAUUCAUUUUGCUUCAGUGACCGUCGAGUCUAGUGUAUAAAUUAUACAGACAUGUAUAAACUCGACAUAAUUGAGUAAGAACAAAAUAUAUUUCAAUUUAAAAGCAGGUAUUAAAAACUACCUGAUUAUGGGUCCAAGAAAAAAGAAAAUCAAUAAUAAACAUUCUAACCAAAAUGAUCAUCAAAAUUUUAAAAACAGAGCUAAAGAUUUCAAACAGUCAUCACAUUUAAAAAAUGCAGAUAAUUCAAAUAAUAUUGAUUCUAGAAAGAAAAAUGAACUGACACAGUCAAAUAAUGCUAAUCACCAAGAACAGGAAUAUAAACAAAAAUCAUCUUUUAAUGAAACAUAUAAUAAUAAAAUUAAUCAAAAUGAAUUUUUAUCUAACAAUAAUUUUAGAUUUGGAUACAAACGACUUGAAGAAUUGAUUUUUAAAGACCCUUCUGAAAUUGUGUUUGUGAUGUCAAAUAAAGUUAAUGGAUUCUUGGACUUAUUCAAGCAAAAUAAAGAACCAGAUUGGAUUUAUUUGCUUAUAAAAGUUUCUGCUAAGAUUUGUUCUACUGAGUUAAUAGAAAGCAAACAUUUUUUACUAACAGAACUUAUGUGUAAUCAAUUUUUUGAUCACCUAAAAACAUAUAUACUGAGUACACCAAAUGAAAAAAAUGUUAAUCGAUGUAACAAUAUGAAUACAUUUUAUGAAGAUUGUUUGGUUGUAUUUCAAUCUAUAACCACUUUAUUUCCAAAAACAGCAAAAGAAAGAUUAAAGGAAAUAAUAGUAAGUAGUAAUAUUGCUUUAAAUGGUAUUAAAAGUUAUAGUAGUCAUAUUAAAAUUAAUGAAGUUACAAUGAUUGAAAUGAAUGAUCUAUUACAAAAAGUGAAUGAUACUAAGUUAACAGAAAAAUUAGAAUUGGAAGAAAAAUUAGUUAUUGAAAAUGUUGCCCAACUCAUGCCUCCACCAGGAAAUUUUAGAGAACUAACUGUUUAUCCAACCUCAAUAGAUCUUGAAUAUGGAGAACCAUUUUUACGACCUAAUAUUUACAAAGGAGUUUACCAGAAUGUAGAACAUUAUUUAGACGUUCAGUUUCGUCUUUUAAGAGAAGAUUUUAUUUCUCCACUCCGAGAAGGUAUACAAUUUUAUAAAGACAUAAUAAAUGAUCAACGGCAACAUCAACGUCGUAAAAAAAUAAAUAAUAUACGUAUUUAUAAUAAUGUUAAAUUUGAAAAAAAAGGUGAUUUUGUUCGUGAUAAAUAUGGUUAUCUAGUAAACUUUGAUGAAAAAAAAAAAUUAAAAAUCAACUGGGAGGUGGCAAAACGAUUUAUGAAUGGUUCUUUAUUGCUAUUUUCUGGAAACGGUUUUAGAACUUUUUUUAUGGGUAUUGUUUUGGUAAGAAAGAUUGAACUUUUGACUCAAGGAAAAAUACUAGUUGAAUUAUUAGAAGACGCACAACCUUUAUUUAACACAUCUCUUACUAUGGUAGAGAGUGAAGUAUUUUUUGAACCAUAUAAAUGCUCAAUGCAAGUUUUAAAAAAUAUUAAUACUAAUAAAUUUCCAAUGGAAAAGUAUAUAAUAUCAGCUUGUAAUGAUAUAAAUUAUCCAUAUUAUUUGGAAAAGUUACCUGAAGAUUACGACUAUACAAUUGAUUUAGACAUUAUUUUUAAAGUUCGGAAUAAUGAAAAUUGGCCUACUAAAGAAGAACUAGGACUUGAUGAAUUUCAAUACGGAGCAUUUAGAGCAGCUUUAACACAAGAAUUCACAAUAAUCCAAGGACCACCAGGUACUGGAAAAACUUUCUUAGGAUUGAAAAUUAUGAAAACAAUUAUAAGUAAUUUAUAUGAAAAUAAACUUCUUACUAAACCAAUUUUAGUAAUAUGUUACACCAACCAUGCCCUCGACCAAUUUAUAGAAGGAAUAUUGAGUUUCACAAAAAAAGUUGUUAGAAUUGGAGGUCAAUCCAAAUCAAAACUUAUAGAAGAAUACAAUUUAAGGAAUAUAACUCGUAAAUACAAACAAUUUAAAAAUAUUAAUAAAGUUCUAAGAAAGGUUGAAGAUAAACUAAAAACUAUUAUGCACAAUAUAAAAUAUUUUCAAAAGUGUAGUGAAUUUGUUUCAUACAAUGCAGGAAUAUUAGAGUUAUCAUUGUUGAAAAAUGGUAUGCCAAAACAAUAUCAUAGUAUUUUUAAAACAACUUUAGAUCUUCUGUAUUGGUUAUUUCAAGAUUAUGAUCAUUUUAAGGUAGAUCCAAUUGCGUUUAUAACUGGAGUUAGUUAUGAGUUGAUAAAUAAAGUUUUUCAUUCAGAAAAAUUAUUACAAAUUAAUAAAGAAGUAGAUGAUUAUGAUGAUGAUGAAACUAAGCUGUAUGAACCAGAUUACUUAGAUUUGGAGUAUAAUCAUAAAGAUGUUGUUAUUUAUAGUAUAACAUUAGACGACAUAAAAAAAGCUUGCUCAGAUCUACUUAAGGAGAAUAUAGAAUUAGAGAGUUUAUCAAAUUUGAAUAUAAAUUUCUUUAAUCAAUCUGAAGAAGCUAAAUUUAAUUUUGAUGUAAUGGAAAAUAUACACGACUAUUUUCUAUAUAUGUUGAAUAUGGCUGAUGCUGAUAUUGAACUACCAAGUUCAAUAAAAAAUUUAUAUUCAUUAAAUAUGAGACAAAGAUGGUCAUUAUAUUUUCAUUGGGUAAAAAAAACAAAAGAAAUGUUUGAGCCGAAAAUAAGAAAUUAUGAACAAAAGUAUACUCAAAUUUAUAAGCAAUUUGCUGAAUUACAAGAAUUGGAAAAUGUGGAGAUUAUAAAGAAUAUGCAUGUUGUAGCAUUAACUACUACUGGUGCUGCUAAACACAAAAUAAUGCUUGAAGGAUUAGAAUCACCAAUUGUUGUUGUUGAAGAAGCUGCUGAAGUUUUAGAAGCACAUAUAGUCUCUUCAUUAACAAGUCACUGUCAACAUUUAAUAUUAAUCGGUGACCAUAAACAACUGCGUCCUAGUAAUGCAGUGUACAAGUUAGCAAAAAAUUAUAAUUUUGAUAUUUCAUUAUUUGAACGUAUGGUCAAUAAUGAAGUACCUUGUUAUACAUUGGGUGAACAACAUAGAAUGCGCCCUGAAAUAGCUUCUCUAAUAUGUCCAUCAAUAUAUAGUGAAUUGAAAAAUGAUAUUUCUGUUUACAACAGAAAUCAUAUCCGUGGUGUUACCAAAGAUAUAUUCUUUUUAAAUCACAAUAUGUAUGAAAAUGAAAUUGAGGAAAUUUCAAGUAAAAGUAACGACCACGAAGCUAGAUUUUUAAUUAUGUUUGCUAGGCAUUUAAUUUUACAAGGAUAUAAAACUGAUCAAGUAACGAUAUUAACAACUUACAGUGGUCAAUUAUUUUUAUUUCGUUCAUUGAGAAAAGAACAUAAAAACUUAGAAGGCAUGAAAAUCACCGUGGUAGAUAAUUAUCAAGGAGAGGAAAGUGAUAUAAUAUUAUUAUCAUUAGUUAGAAGUAAUGAAAAUGGUAAUGUGGGAUUUUUAAAAACUGAGAACCGAAUAUGUGUUGCAUUGUCAAGAGCUAAGUAUGGACUUUAUAUAAUGGGUAACAUGGACAAUUUGUAUAAUUCUGGUAAUUUGUGGAAACAAAUAAAAGAAACAUUAGUAAAUCAGGGUUCAUAUGGUGAUGAAUUGACUUUAGAAUGUGCCAUUCAUUCUGGUAUGACGACAAAGGUUGCAAAGAGUGAUGAUUUUAAUAUAAUCAUAGAAGGUGGUUGUUCAAAGUUGUGUAAAUCAUUGUUAUUGUGUGGACAUUAUUGUUCAAGUAUAUGUCAUUCUUAUGAUCAUGAACAUUUAGAAUUUAAAUGCUUGGAGCUGUGUAAUAAGUCUUGUGUUUAUAAUCAUCCGUGUAAAAAAAUAUGUUAUAUGGAUUGUGGAGAGUGCACUGUGCCUUUGAUGAAAGAAUUACCAUGUGGACACCAAUUGACAUUACCAUGUUUUGUUGAUAUUCUUACUUAUCCAUGUGCAGAAAUGGUGGAAUCUGUAUUAGAAAAUUGUGGUCAUACAAUCUUAAAAAAAUGUUGCGACAAAGAACCAAAAUGUACAUAUAAAUGUUUAGACCGAUUAGAAUGUGGUCAUGCUUGUGAACAAAAUUGCCACAAGAACGAUGAUCCAGAACAUGAGAAAUAUAAUUGCACCAAACCUUGUGAAAAUAUAAAUAAAAAAUGCUCUCUUAAUCACAAAUGUAAAAAAAUGUGUUAUGAAGAUUGCUCAUUGUGCACUGUUAAAGUUGAGAGAAUUCUAGCAUGUGGACAUAUAAAAAAUGAUGUUCCUUGUGGAUUAAAUAUUAAUGAAAUUAAAUGUAUUCUUCCCUGUGAACGUCCAUUAAAGUGUGAUCAUAAGUGUCAAUCUAAAUGCUAUGAAAAAUGUAAACCUUGUGAAAACCAAGUAGAAAAAAUUAUACCAGACUGUGGCCAUUCAAUUACAAUGAAAUGUAAAUCUAUACCAGAACGUAAGCACUGCUCUAAAGAUUGUGAAAGAAUUUUAGAUUGCGGACAUUUAUGUAAGAAUAAAUGUAAGGAUAUAUGUACAAUUAAAGGGUGUGAAGAAAUAGUUUUGCAAAAAAAUAGUCAACUUGCUUGUGGUCAUAAUAGUGUUUGGGUUUUAUGCUGUGAUAAAGAUAAAGAGUUCAGUCUGGAUAGUCAAUAUCUACUUGAUAAAUGCCGUGAACCAUGUCAACAAAAAUUAAAUUGUAAUGAUAUUUGUUUGGGAACUUGUGGAGAAUGUAAACAAGGACGUUUACAUGUACCUUGUAGUGAGAUUUGUAACAAGAUAAACCCAUGUAAUCAUACGUGCAAAUUUCCCUGUAAAGAACGGUGUCCACCGUGUAAUCAGAAAUGCAUCUAUUCUUGUGUGCAUUCUAGAUGUAGUAGGGUGUGUGGUAAACCCUGUGUACCGUGCAAGGAAACAUGUGAGUGGAAAUGUCCACAUUUUAAAUGCACUAAAAAAUGUUAUGAAUUAUGUAAUCGAAAACCUUGUUAUGAACCUUGCUCAUCUAUGUUGAAAUGUGGACAUGAAUGUAUAGGUUUUUGUGGUGAACCAUGCCCUCCUCUAUGUCGCAUUUGCCAAAAAGAUGAAGUAACUACAAUAGUUUUUGGAAAAGAAGAUGAACCAAAUGCAAGGUUUAUUUAUUUGGAAGAUUGUAAACAUUCUAUUGAAUCUGAAGCUUUAACAGUAUGGAUGAACCAGAAUGAUGAGGAAAUAUGUUUAAAGCAGUGUCCAUUGUGUAAAACACCGAUUUUAAAAACCCAACGUUUUAUGAACCAAGUAAAAGUUAUAUUAGAAGAUGUAUCAAAAAUAAAAAUAAUUCAGUAUGGAGAACUAACUAUAAUUCGCAACCAAAUGAAAACAAUACUUGAUUCAUUAAAAUACUUGAACAAACAUUUUUCUUUAAAUUAUAUUGGUGAUAGAUUUUCUAGUAGCAGACGUUUAUGGGAUAAAUUUUGUAAGCCUUUGUUAGGUCUUAUGGGUAAUAAACGUUCAAAGUUUACUUUGCCUGCUAAUGAUAUUGAAUCGUUAAACUUUGUCAUUGAUUUGUUUAAUGCUACUUCAAAGUUUAAAAAUAGAAUUAAAGAAAUCAAGAAUGUACAAAGAAAACAAAUUAUUAUUAAUCACUUUGAUUGGAUUCUUACUGUUGCUUUUACUUAUGCACAACAGUUGUCAAAUCAACAAAAAUCUGAUAUAAGCAUAGAGAUGGCACGUGGUUCAAGGUUUAUAAGUUUAUUUGAGAUCAUGUCAGACACAAAAUUUCAGAUGGCAGUUAAUAUGCAAACUUCUGAUACAUAUGAAAUAAAAACAAUAGUCGAUAACAUGGAGGUUUUGUUGAUGUCUUGCAACAAGUAUACGUUAAGCAAAGAUCAGGAAAUACAAAAUUUAAUAGAAGAUAUCCAACAAAAAAUUAAUGGCCUUCCUAUAAUAACUAACGAAGAAAAACAAAUGAUUCAUGCAGCAAUGUCUAUCAAUUUUAUUGGAGGCAUAAAAGCUCAAGGACAUUGGUGUAAAUGUCCAAAUGGUCACAUUUAUUGUAUUACGGAAUGUGGUGGUCCAAUGCAGCAAUCUAUUUGUCCCGAUUGCAAAGUACCUAUAGGGGGACAAAGUCACAGACAUGUUUCAGGAGUUACUGUUGCAUCAGAGAUGGAUGGCGCUAGAAAUCUUCUGUUUCAGUAAUAGUUAUUAUUCAAAUAAUUUGUUUUUAUUUUUAUUAUGUAAAUUUUUUACAUCACCAUGUUAAAUUCUGCAUUUUAUUCUUACAAUGUCAUUUAAAGUAUGUUUUUAUAAUUAUUUUAUCAAGUUUAUUAAAAUAUUUUCAAGUGUUAAACUAAUUUUUUUUUUAAUGUCAUAUAUUUUGUAAUAGUUAUCAGUGUUAUCAUAAUAAAAAAAUAAUUAAAUAUGAUAA
Messenger RNA from Aphis gossypii (cotton aphid), 6464 nucleotides. Its product is annotated as NFX1-type zinc finger-containing protein 1-like. Gene Ontology annotation, cellular component: nuclear RNA-directed RNA polymerase complex; nucleus. The record is from RefSeq and is a predicted model, not a curated record. NCBI's taxonomy places the organism in Eukaryota, Metazoa, Arthropoda, Insecta, Hemiptera, Aphididae. Gene Ontology annotation, biological process: regulatory ncRNA-mediated heterochromatin formation. Gene Ontology annotation, molecular function: helicase activity; zinc ion binding. The coding region runs from base 188 to 6235 and encodes 2015 amino acids. The transcript has 15 exons.